AUGACUCACUCACGUGCAACCACAAAAAUUAUUGUCGUCGGUGGAGGGGGCACUAUUGGUUCCUCCACCGCAUUGCAUCUCGUUCGGUGCGGGUAUACUCCGUCAAAUAUUACCGUUCUUGACGUGUAUCCGAUUCCUUCAUCACAGUCUGCGGGAAAUGAUCUCAAUAAGAUCAUGGGCAUCCGGUUACGAAACCGUUCAGAUUUACAACUUUCGCUGGAGGCGCUAGAUAUGUGGAAAAACGAUUCAUUAUUUAUGCCUUUCUUCCACAAUGUCGGCAUGAUUGACUGCUCAUCAUCGGAUGAGGGGAUCUCCGCGCUUCGGAAGAAGUAUCAAUCACUCCUCGAUGCGAAUAUUGGGCUAGAUAAGACAAACUUCUGGCUGGAUAACGAAGAUGACAUUCAGGCGAAGGCACCAAACUUUACGCGGGAGCAGCUUAAAGGGUGGAAAGGUGUGUUUUGCAGUGACGGAGGCUGGCUUUCGGCUGCCAAAGCUAUCAAUGCGAUUGGGCAAUUCCUGAAACACAAGGGUGUCAAUUUUGGAUUUGGCAGCGCCGGGACAUUCAAGCGGCCCCUAUUCACCUCAGAUGGAACAACUUGCCAUGGGGUUGAAACAGUGGAUGGGAAGAAAUAUUACGCCGAUAAGAUAGUCUUGGCUACCGGGGCGUGGAGUCCAACAUUAAUUGAUCUAGAAGAUCAAUGCGUUUCCAAAGCUUGGGUUUUCGCUCAUAUUCAACUUACGGCUCACGAAGCGAGUCAAUACAAGGGCAUCCCUGUGGUCUAUGACUGUGAUUAUGGUUUCUUCUUCGAGCCCAAUGAGCAUGGAAUCAUCAAAGUCUGCGAUGAGUUCCCGGGGUUCUCCCGCUUCAAAAAGCACCAGCCCUACGGUGCUAACUCUCCGAAAAUGAUAUCUGUUCCGCGAUCACAUGCUAAGCAUCCGACGGAUACUUAUCCAGAUGCCUCCGAAAUAACAAUUCGAAAGGCUAUCAAGAGGUUUAUGCCUGCUUUCGAGAACAAGAAACUUUUCAGCCGGACUAUGUGCUGGUGCACCGACACUGCUGAUGCAAAUCUCCUGAUAUGCGAACACCCCAAAUGGAAAGGCUUUUUCCUCGCGACAGGAGACAGUGGGCAUUCUUUCAAAAUUUUGCCAAAUAUUGGAAAGCAUGUCGUGGAGUUGAUUGAAGGUUCUCUUGCCCCUGAUCUUGCUGAUUCUUGGAAGUGGAGACCUGGCGGUGAUGCCCUUAAGUCUAGACGGGGUGGUGUGCCCAAGGAUCUCGCUGAUAUGCAAGGCUGGAAGCACGAUCCAAAGCUUUGA
Penicillium macrosclerotiorum is the source of this 1314-nucleotide messenger RNA. Its product is annotated as NAD(P)/FAD-dependent oxidoreductase. The transcript is spliced from 7 exons. NCBI's taxonomy places the organism in Eukaryota, Fungi, Ascomycota, Eurotiomycetes, Eurotiales, Aspergillaceae. Gene Ontology annotation, molecular function: flavin adenine dinucleotide binding; sarcosine oxidase activity; saccharopine oxidase activity. Bases 1 to 1314 code for a protein of 437 amino acids. The record is from RefSeq and is a predicted model, not a curated record.